Molecule: messenger RNA, 4337 nt
Organism: Anguilla rostrata (American eel)
Lineage: Eukaryota; Metazoa; Chordata; Actinopteri; Anguilliformes; Anguillidae
Gene: ubtd1b
Product: ubiquitin domain containing 1b
Exons: 4
Coding region: 279-977 (232 amino acids)
Molecular function (GO): protein binding
Source: RefSeq, a predicted model, not a curated record
UUUUUGUUGGUCACGUGACGUAAUUUAAUACAGGUCCAUGUACCCGCGCAGGCGUGCGAAUUAGUUUUCCACCAGGAAGGGAAAGGGAUUUAAACCUUUGGAGAAAAGCGGAGGAAGAUCAAGAGAUGUUGGAAAUUUCUCCAAGGGCCAAAAGGACUGUAUCGAGGUGGAUGCAGUCAACGAAACGUUGAUAGAUCGCAAAACUUCCUCAUUUGCAGUAUUUUCCCAUUGGAGCUUUUCAUUGAGCUAAUGGGGACACGAUAAGAACGACAGCCACCAUGGGAGGAUGUGUUGGAAGAGAGAGUGGGGACAGACAGGGCCACGGGUCGUCCAGGAACGGUGGAAGAACACACAGAAAGCGAGGAGGUCGCAACGAGCCCCUUAAGAAGGACAAGCUGAAGUGGAAGAGUGACUACCCCAUGACCGAGGGCCAGCUCCGCAGCAAGCGGGACGAGUUCUGGGACACGGCGCCCGCCUUCGAGGGCCGCAAGGAGAUCUGGGACGCCCUGAAGGCGGCCGCCGUCGCCAUCGAGUGCAACGACCACGAGCUGGCCCAGGCCAUCGUGGACGGAGCCAGCAUCACACUGCCGCACGGUUCCCUGACCGAGUGCUACGACGAGCUGGGGAACCGCUACCAGCUGCCGGUCUACUGCCUGGCCCCGCCCGUCAACCUGAUCUCAGAGCGGAGCGACGAGGAGGCCCCCGAACACCCGGAGCCACAGGCGGCGCCCAAGAAGGAGUUCCAGCUGAAGGUGCGCCUCUCCACGGGCAAGGACCUGCGCCUGAGCGCCAGCAUGGCCGACUCCAUCGGCCUGCUCAAGAAGCAGCUGCAGGCCCAGGAGGACAUCGACGCCACCCACCAGCGCUGGUUCUUCUCCGGGAAGCUGCUGACGGACAAGACCCGCCUGCAGGACACCAAGAUCCAGAAGGACUUCGUCAUACAGGUCAUCGUCAACCAGCCGGCCGUUCCCGACUGAGCCAGGGGGAGGAGGGGAGGGGAGGGGGGCGGGGCAGGGCAGGGCGGGGAGGGAGCGUGGGGGACAGAGAGGAGCAGGGGCGGGGUCAGAGGGGUGCUUUUCUAGCGAGAAGAGCGGUAGGGAAAAGGGGGAAGCGCUGUUUUGCAUUGCUCUUGCGGGCCUAUGUUUGUUUCAUCCAGUCCACGAGAGCGCACGGUCAUGUGACUCAUGUGACAUCUCUGUCCAGUUGGCUUGCUCGCCCAGUGGGGCUGAGGGAGCGGGGGCGGGGGGGGGGGCGCUCAGGGUUUCCAGUACCUGCCUAGCAGACACUGGUAAACUGGAGAUCAGGCCUGUCUUCUUCCCCCCACCCCACCCCAUGCUUCACAGAGCCAUACAGAGCGAGCUGCAUCCGGCGUAAAGCACAUCUUUAAGUCUCCCCCCCCCCCCAAGAACUAUUUGGGAGCCCCCGCGCCCAGGGCUUCGGGCGUCUGCGUUGUAUCCUGGCAACCAAGGCACCCGCGAACUUCUCCAAAUGUGAUCAUGAACAAAUCGUUAUUAUUAUUCUUGUUAUUCUUAUUAAUAUUAUUUUGUUUUUUGUUUCCAGAAGAAAGACUAUCCAAGCGAUAUAAGCUUUUUUGCACACUUGAGUAUAUGGAGCUGUGUGCCUUUUGAGGAAAAGAUGUAUAAAAAAAAAAAAGAAAAACUUGAUUUCUGGAAUUGUAGGUCUAUUGAUGCGCUUUCCUUGCUGCAGUUCUUCACAGGUAAUAUUCAGGAAUUUUAAAUAGACGAACUGUGUAAAUUAGCUGCCUUCUAUCAACAUAUUCAAACCUGUUCUCUGCAGAGUGGCACAGGUCUCAUAAACGGUUAUCCAGUCCUCUGGCUCUCUCUGGCUUUAUGCGUUUUGACUUCAUUUAAACGUUCUGUGCUCUGUGUAUUUGGAGCUCUUUGGAGCUUUAGAAAUUUCCGGAAGCAGCCCAGAGAAAGAGGCAAACGGUUGAAUAUCCACAGAAGCUGGAGAUAAUUGGGGUGAGAGGGUGGGGGUGGGGGUAGUGACCAGGGUUUGGGGGCAAGGCCUGCAGUUGUGCCCCCCCCAAAGGGCAGGCUUUCCUUUGCACAAACAAACACUCACCACCCCCCAGCUCUCACAACAGUGUGUUUGUUUCUCCUAGUGCUCUCACUGACAGUACAGCAAGCUGGUACUAGCGCAGGUAAUCUGACAGAGCAGGACCCGUAGCCACGCCCACCAUACACAGCAAGCAGAACGAGCGCAGCCAGGGGAUUGGCUGGUCCGAUUCCCCCGAGCCUAGAGACAUGCGGCGUCCUGAAAAGCAACUAAACAGCUUUUACUGCCCAGAACGGAGCAUUCUUACCCUCUUACACCACCUAAAGCCAGUGUAGGCGUGGCCGGAGGAGGAGGGGUGGGGCCUGCAGGGAAUAUCUCCUAGCAGAGGUACUAAAUGUUCGUCAGACUGAAUUCAUUUAAAGUCUUAAUAUGGACUCGGAGGGUAAUUGCACUCACGCUAGUCGGCAGAGGCUGGACAGACCUCUCUUUCUUUUCUCAUCACAUAUAAUCUUCAUUGUGGAAAUUCAGUGUGCGUUCAGUGCGAAAACAAUGGCGUUUUUUUUGGUGUUGUAUUUUUUUAUUUUAUUUUCCCAUCCCAAAGACCCUGAACUGACACUUCUCAAGUGCUGUGCAAUUAUAUGUGACACUGUUCAUUAUUUUCACCCCAUAUUUGUGUUGAGUUUGUGGUGAGACCUGUCAUCUGUAGCUGUAUAGGGCAAGAUGCUGAAGUGCCCAGGGAUUUAGAUAUGCUGGUACUAUGAUGAAAUAAACCCCCAGGGAAAUUGCUUGGGUGGAUGGUACCUGGAAACCCCUUCUAUCAGCCUUGUUAAGGCCCUGCUGACCUAUGCCUCUGUCUGUGGUAAAACAUUUUGAGCUCGAGUCGCAUAUUAAAUAGCCUAUUAGAAUUAAUUCAUUUGCAGAACUUUGCUGCCCCUUUUAAAGAUACUGUUUGACCCUGUACGUUCUAUAAAUGCAUCUUAUACCCCUGAUUCGACGAGACUGGGGUGUGUUUCUGCUUGGCUAUAACCCACGUUGCCCUUUGCUUGACUGAAUGACUCACGCCAUGUGACUCCUCGCGACCAAUCGGAUUAAUCUGCACGGCCAGAGGAAGGGAGAAGCAGCCCGCUGUAACUGACACCAUUAAGGUUGCUUAUUUCCAGGAACUAGACCUUGCUGAUCGCAAAAUUAUUACAAUAUUUGGAGUCAUCCGGGUUUUCCUGUCGUCUUUGCACAGAACCGGUGAGACAGGGAUCCCCUAUGGCUGAACAGAACAUGAAACACAUUCUAGCUGUUGUGAAUCUGUCUUGUAAUGGCACUAAUACAUUGUGAGAUGCUGAUGGAUGACAAUGUUAUCGCUGAAACAAAGUUUAAUUGAAGAAUGAGUGCAUUAUUAGAGGGCUACGUUCAGAUACAAGGUUUACUGUAUAUAUGUCGGCACAAAAAUAAAUGUAAAAGAAUUCACACUCACUGGUGAGAGAUCUAAAUGUUAAUGGCAGUAAAUCAUAAUUUGAUAUAUACAAUCCUUCUCGCCCCUAUGGUACAUUGCUUGCUCUCAGAGCAGGAGAUGUGAACACGUCGCUGUUUGAGGUGUCCUCCGCUGUGCCUGCGGGUCCGGUCACUCUUGUGAUUCGGAGAUCAAAACGCUCGUCAUCCAAUGAUGGGCUUUUCUGUUUUCUUUCAUUCCCCAGCUUUUUUUCCCCCCCAGUGAGAAUGUAUCACUCUGUGUGUGUUUUUUUCUUUUCUUUUUUUUCAUGGGCGGGGUUAAAUUGGGAGCUUCAUGUAAAGUGUGUCUAUUCGGGAAUUGUGGGAAAAGCUUUUCAGCGCUGCCUCUACCCUAAGCCAUCGAGGACUCGACGAAGACGCACACCGUGACUGUAGGUACAGGCGGAGCUACAAAGCCAUGAAUAUUUAUUUUUCUUUGGGGGGUGGCAGGUAGUGACUGGCCAUGGAACGCUUCCCACCACAACCUGGAAAAUCAAGAAGCCAUCCUGUUGUUUUUGGCCCAGGGAAUUCUGUGGUGGUGGAGCUCGCCUGGGGAAUCGAAUGGGACCGACAUCUCCGGACUCCUUGUCCUCAGAAAACGCUCGGAGAAAUUGUUGGAAGAAAGUGUUUUGAUGAUGUCCGCGAGGACACAAAUGUAUAAAAAUAUGUAUAUUUAGUCUUUUUUUUUUUUUUUUUGGAAAUAUAAGUGAUUAUAUAUUAUAGGAAUUCUGAUAAUUUAAUAUGCCUACGAUUUAUUUUACAAGUGAUGUGUACAUUUAUAAACCAAUUUCAUUUUCAUCUGUUUUAUAAACUGUCAAUUAAAAUGAAUUAUUGUC